Penicillium chermesinum is the source of this 1386-nucleotide messenger RNA. Its product is annotated as calcium/proton exchanger. The transcript is spliced from 3 exons. Lineage: Eukaryota; Fungi; Ascomycota; Eurotiomycetes; Eurotiales; Aspergillaceae. Bases 1 to 1386 code for a protein of 461 amino acids. The record is from RefSeq and is a predicted model, not a curated record. Gene Ontology annotation, cellular component: fungal-type vacuole membrane. Gene Ontology annotation, molecular function: calcium:proton antiporter activity. Gene Ontology annotation, biological process: calcium ion transmembrane transport; intracellular calcium ion homeostasis.
AUGUCUUCCGUUUCCUUUCGCACGCAAGUCCGAUCUCAUACCUUCAGCCAUACCAGGAGCAUGAGUGGGAACGGCUCCUUACGGUCGGGCGAGCGCACAGCUCUACUGGGUCGAUCGCGUAGCUCGUAUUCGGGCUUGACCGCUCAUGAGCACGAUGAGGAUACGCAGGGGGGCCAUCACCAUCCCAAGGACAGCCGGAUCUGGAUCCGUUGGCCGCAGGAGCUGGUGCGAUUGACUUGGUCGACGUUGGUGCGCGACUACGUCAAUGUGCUUCUCGUCUUUGUGCCCUUGGGCAUCGUCGCGGGCGCCCUACACUGGGAUUCGACGGCGAUCUUUAUUCUGAACUUCUUUGCCAUUGUGCCGCUUGCGUCUCUGCUGAGCUUUGCGACGGAGGAGCUGGCUGCGGUCAUGGGCCAGGCAUUGGGUGGCUUGAUGAAUGCCACUUUUGGCAAUGCGGUGGAGCUGAUUGUCAGCAUAAUCGCCUUGCGAGGGAACCAGAUCCGUGUCGUCCAGGCCAGUAUGCUGGGCAGCAUCCUGUCGAACAUUCUGCUCGUCUUGGGCUGCUGCUUCUUUGUCGGUGGUCUCCGGUACCCUGAACAAACGUUCAACAGCACCGUGGCUUCGACCAUGUCCUCCCUGAUGGCGGUUGCAUCGGCCUCCCUGAUCAUCCCGGCCACUUUGUACGCCGCCUUAUCCGGCUCCUCGGCGAGCCGCGAGGACAACAUUCUCUUCUUGUCGCAUGGCACAUCGAUCAUUCUUCUCAUCAUCUACGUCAUGUACCUUUAUUUCCAGCUGCGAUCUCAUGCCGAGCUUUUUGAAGAGACGCCCAGCAAUGCCGCAGAAGAAGGCGCUGCUGAAGCGGAGGAAGAAGAGGAACGCGUGCUCACUCCCCUCGCUGCCACUGUCGUACUAAUUGUUGUCACCGUCUUGGUGGCUGUUUGCGCCGACUAUCUGGUGGGCAGCAUCGAUCCGAUCGUGGCAAAGACUGGCAUUAGCAAGACCUUCAUCGGUCUGGUGCUGAUCCCCAUCGUCGGCAAUGCGGCAGAGCACGUUACGGCCGUCGUGGUUGCGUACAAGGACAAGAUGGAUCUUGCUAUUGGCGUCGCUAUUGGCAGCAGCUUGCAAAUCGCGCUUUUCGUCACCCCCUUCCUCGUCAUUCUGGGCUGGAUCAUGAAGGUCGACAUGACCCUACGCUUCGAGGUCUUUGAAACCGUCGCAUUCUUUAUCUCCGGUCUUGUCGUCACCCUCCUCAUCCAGGACGGCAAGUCUAACUACCUCGAGGGCGGCAUGUGUCUAGGCAUGUACAUCAUUCUUGCCCUGGCCUUCUUCGUCUACCCUGACGAUGCCUCCAACGCCCCCGGCAUUCUCGCCAGACUCAUCAACUAA